AUCAUCUCAUUAGCAACUAAUGAAAGCGCUGUCUCUAAAAGGCAAUCACUCUCUUUGAAGCAAUGAUUUAACGCAUUUCAUUGUGUUUUGUUUUAUUGUUAUAACAAGUUAUUCAAAACACUUCCAAGUGAUUCCUCUGACUAAAUUGAUCUUAAAAUCCAAUACGAAUUAAACCACGGGAACCGAUGACAGCGUUCAGUUUAGCGGAGGCGGUGGUUUAUUUUAGCUACGCUCUGUUGGUAGCUUCCCUACUGGUGGUGGUGUACCUCAUUGGACGUGACUGUGAUCUGUUCCGCACAAACAAUGUCUACAAACCUGUGCGGGAGGACAGAGUGGCCGAACCCGAACCGGGCCUCCGGGGCGUAAGCGUCAUAUUACCCGACAUUGUAUGA
Messenger RNA from Medioppia subpectinata, 392 nucleotides. The record is from the annotation of a GenBank genome assembly. NCBI's taxonomy places the organism in Eukaryota, Metazoa, Arthropoda, Arachnida, Sarcoptiformes, Oppiidae.